CAAAGAAAUUCCAGUCCUGCUCCGGAGCUUGACUGAUUGAGUUGUGAUGUGUUUGUUGCCUGCAAGCACAUUAAACUCAGUUGCAUCUGAUUCUGCGUGUCUCCAGUGAUUUUUUACCUCUGAGUAUUUGAGUUUUUGAUUAUCUAAUAGAAACAACAAAGAAAGUUUGUUCGAGAAGAUGGGAACAAGGUCGCAAGCUUUCUGGCCCAGCUCCAGACCUUUAAAUUUAUGUUUCUACACCAUUCUCAAUGUUUUUCUACACCUUACAGUGCCAAGUGGUUGUGUGUCCUCCCAGCAGUGUCCUGCAGAUUGGAGUGAGAUUAACUCCAGAUGUUAUUUCCUCUCCACUGAGGAGAAGACUUGGGAGGAAAGCAGGAAAUACUGUCAGAGUAAAUAUGCUGACCUGGUGGUGAUCAACAGCGAACAGGAGCAGAGGGCCUUGUACCGUCUGGAUGGGAAUGCUGAUCUCUUGUUCUGGAUCGGACUGAAAGACACAGCUGGGACCAACAGAUGGAAAUGGGUGGAUGGAUCUGCACUGACCGAACCGUUUUGGCAGUCUGGACAGCCGGAUCAUGGUGGUCCCAACAAUGUAGAGGACUGUGUAGAGAUGUAUCACCGCAACCCAGUCCAGGCCAACUGGAAUGACGCCCCCUGUGGAGCCCAGCGGCGCUGGCUGUGUGAGAGGGACACAUAUCCACGACCGUGUGAAAUUGAGAAAGCGAGAGAGAGCUAGAGAGAGAGACAGAGAGGGCCAUCACAGCCUAAGAGACAACCAACAUAACAACAUAUAGUUCAACUCAUCACAGAUCACACUCUGCGUUUUUUAUACUCCUUCACUUAAUACAUAUCUUUCUCCUUUAAAAUGUAUCUCUUUGAUUUUGUAAUAAUACAAAUUGUUUCUGAAUUGUCACUGUCUUAGAUUGUAAAUGGACUUUGACAACACAUAUAAAAGGUCAUUACAAUAAAGGUUAUUGAAUGGAAUUUAACUGAGAGAGAGAGAGAGAGAGAGAGAGAGAGAGAGAGAGAGAGAGAGA
Epinephelus fuscoguttatus (brown-marbled grouper) is the source of this 1034-nucleotide messenger RNA. RefSeq names its product C-type lectin domain family 4 member E-like. NCBI's taxonomy places the organism in Eukaryota, Metazoa, Chordata, Actinopteri, Perciformes, Serranidae. The coding region runs from base 179 to 733 and encodes 184 amino acids. The transcript is spliced from 4 exons. The record is from RefSeq and is a predicted model, not a curated record.